CCGAAGCCUUCGAGGAUAAUGUGAUGUUGGGUACAUUUCCAUACACUUUGGAUUUUCCAGUUACUAUCUCCUCUAUACACUGUCGCAAUCAGUCUCUGGUCUCGUCUAUCUUCUCGUCUAAUCAGAAGUCUAUGCACCUAGUAAGUAUCCGUGACGAGGAAUAA
Molecule: messenger RNA, 164 nt
Organism: Amoebophrya sp. A25
Lineage: Eukaryota; Dinophyceae; Syndiniales; Amoebophryaceae
Source: the annotation of a GenBank genome assembly